AUGAAUAGAUUAUCGUUGUUCAAAAAGAAGACAAUUGAAGAAGGCAGUCGAACGAUCCGAGCCAAUGAUCAUGAGAAUAAUGUACUCAAACGAUAUGCUGGCAAUGAAAUAUCGACAUCAAGAUACAAUCUGAUAACUUUUGUACCGAAAAAUCUCUUCGAACAAUUCACUCGAUUAGCCAAUGCAUACUUUUUAUUUCAACUUUGCUUACAACUAAUACCACAAGUCAGUUCUCUGCGACCCGCUACAACAGCCUUUCCACUUGUCAUAGUAUUGUCCUUGACAGCUAUCAAGGAUGCCAGUGAUGACAUUGCGAGACAUCGAAGUGAUAAUCAAAUUAAUAAUCGCCAAACAAGUACAUUUGUCGAUGGACAGCUUACAACUAGAAAGUGGCGAGAAAUUAAUGCUGGUGACAUUAUUCAAUUGACUAACGAUGAAUUUGUCACAGUAAGUACAAAUAUUGAUAUUUGUUAUGAGUGA
This is a messenger RNA of Rotaria sordida, 480 nucleotides long. The record is from the annotation of a GenBank genome assembly. NCBI's taxonomy places the organism in Eukaryota, Metazoa, Rotifera, Eurotatoria, Philodinida, Philodinidae.